Pistacia vera is the source of this 1848-nucleotide messenger RNA. RefSeq names its product tRNA (guanine(10)-N2)-methyltransferase homolog. Gene Ontology annotation, cellular component: cytoplasm. NCBI's taxonomy places the organism in Eukaryota, Viridiplantae, Streptophyta, Magnoliopsida, Sapindales, Anacardiaceae. The transcript is spliced from 6 exons. Gene Ontology annotation, biological process: methylation. The record is from RefSeq and is a predicted model, not a curated record. Gene Ontology annotation, molecular function: nucleic acid binding. The coding region runs from base 152 to 1591 and encodes 479 amino acids.
AAAAAAAAAAAAAAUUAGAAGAAGACGCUGUCGUUAAUAGCAAAUCAGCAGCUCAGGGGUUUAGGGUUUUGUGACUUCACCGGGGACAAUUUGAAUCUGUCUUUGAAGAAAGCAGGAAGAAAAGAGGGAAAAGCAAAGGUGUAAAGUAAAGAUGUGGUAUUUGUGCGUGUUCUACCACAGAUUGUUGGACUACAGAAGGCCAGAAAUUGAAUCUCUAGCUCAGCUUUUUGGUGAAGAAAACUCCUACAGUAAUUUUGCAUUAGAGUGGAAAAUUCCCAAACAUCACCACCCUGACUCUCCCUUUCAUUUCGUCAAUCUUCCCUCUGAAGAUGUCGCCCGUAGCGUUGCCAAUCGAAGUAUACUUGUUAAGGGAAUCUAUGAACUUUGGGGAGAAGGGAGCAGCUAUGAAGAAUUGGAGGAGGCUAUAAGAAAUUAUCCAGAAGAGCGGAAGUUGCCAUAUUUGAGCCCUGAAAGCACGUUCAAGAUUACUGUUGAUAGCUUUGGGAAGGUCAUCAGCUUCCAGGAACAAAAUGAUCGGAUUAAGGGACUUUCUUACAUUCCUUUCAAGGGCCGGGUUAAUUUAAAAAAUCCAGAGCAUAAGUUCUGGCUCAUAGAAACUGAUGACUAUGGAGUUAAUAAUGGGCUUCCACCAGUAGUCCAAAGGAGAAUCUUUUUUGGUCGAGAAGUUGGUGCUGCUGAUAGGAAGCUUUUACCCACAUAUCAGUUAAAAAGUCGCACUUAUCUUGGUCCCACAGCAAUGGAUGCAGAAAUGGCUUUCUUAAUGGCCAACCAAGCUCUCGUCGAACCUGGGAAACUUGUUUAUGAUCCUUUUGUUGGCACUGGGAGUAUUCUUGUUGCUGCAGCACACUUUGGUGCAAUGACAAUGGGUGCAGAUAUUGACAUUAGAGUGGUUCGUGAUGGGCGUGGCCCUGAUUGUAAUGUUUGGAGCAAUUUCAAGCAGUAUGGACUGCCAAUGCCAGUUGGUUUGUUAAGGGCAGAUAAUAACCUUCCACCCUGGCGUCCUGGAUUAAAAGAGGUGUUUAAUGCCAUAAUUUGUGACCCACCUUAUGGAGUUCGGGCUGGUGGACGUAAAUCAGGUGGCCGGAAAUUGCUAAAGGGGGCUGUAGAUCCUUAUACUGUUCCUGAUGACAAGAGGGUCGGCCACAUACCAUCGACGGCUCCAUACUGCUUAUCUGAGUGCGUUCAUGAUUUGCUUGACCUGGCCGGUAGGAUGCUAGUAAUGGGUGGCAGGCUUGUGUACUUCUACCCAGUACUAAGAGAAGAUAAUUCAACGGAAGACUGUUUCCCAGAACACCCAUGUUUUAAAUUGGUUGCUUCUUCCGAACAGAUCCUAAGCUCACGUUAUAGUCGGAUUUUACUAACCAUGGUGAAGAUAGGUCCAUAUUCAGAGGAAAAUGCUUUGGCAGCUAGGAUAAAACAUUUGGAAUUUAGGGAGAACCAUUUAAAGUGGUUAGAAGAUGGUAAUCUUCAUUCUUCCGUUUUUGCUCCGGCAGAUGCACAGUUGACUGCAAGCACUGAUUCCAGAUUAAGUAAAGAACCAAAGCCGAAGUACAGAGGGAAAUAUGUUUAGUGUUGAUUUUGAUGCAGGUUUUAGGCAGUUGAUUUGUCGGCAACUAUGGCAUUGACUACAAAUUUUGAUAGUGAUUCAUAUGAUGAACUUUCUAUUAUUUAUCAAAAGACUCUUACCUGGCAUUGAGUACGAUGUACUUAGUUGGAUUUCAUCAUGUAACCUCCUUAUAUAACAUGUAUGAAUAUGUAGCAAUCAAGUUCCCAUUUCUGGUGUUGAGAAUUUAAUUAAUUUCCUCUACGCUUUUGACUUUUGAGAUA